Trypanosoma cruzi is the source of this 954-nucleotide messenger RNA. RefSeq lists its product as uncharacterized. NCBI's taxonomy places the organism in Eukaryota, Euglenozoa, Kinetoplastea, Trypanosomatida, Trypanosomatidae. Gene Ontology annotation, molecular function: methionine adenosyltransferase regulator activity. Gene Ontology annotation, cellular component: methionine adenosyltransferase complex. The transcript has a single exon. The record is from RefSeq and is a predicted model, not a curated record. Gene Ontology annotation, biological process: S-adenosylmethionine biosynthetic process. Bases 1 to 954 code for a protein of 317 amino acids.
AUGGAGGAAGGAGAAGGGAAGGCGAAGGUGCGGUUUCUUGUCUGGGGUCAUAAGGGAUGGAUUGGUCAGGCAUUUAUGCAGCUGCUGGAGGCCUCUGGUUUUGAGGCUCUUGGCGCGGUGUCACGCGCCGAUGAUGUGGCGGCAGUGGAGCAAGAGAUGCAAAGAAUCCAACCGGAUCGUGUCGUCAGUCUUAUUGGACGCACACGCGGUGGGUCAUGUCUCACAAUAGACUAUUUGGAGCAGCCAGGGAAACUCAUGGAGAACAUGCGUGACAAUUUGUGGGCCCCCGUUGUGCUCGCACAGGUAUGUGCAAAUUACGGUGUACAUUUCACGUAUCUUGGAACGGGGUGUAUUUUUCAUUACGACGAGUCGGCGCACACGGUGGGUGGGGAGGACGGUUUUGAUGAGGCUGCCGUCCCAAAUUUCUUUGGUUCUUCAUACAGUACCGUAAAGGGGUACACAGAUCGUCUCAUGCAUUUACUUUUUAAUUCUACCGCGCUUAAUGCACGUAUUCGCAUGCCUAUCUCUGCCGAUGACAACCCGAUGAACUUCAUCACCAAAAUUGCCAACUACGAGAAGGUGGUGAGUAUCCCGAACAGUAUGACGGUGCUGCCAGUGAUGUUGCCGAUUCUUAUGAAGUUGUCUUUGAAUAAAGUCACGGGGACCAUCAACUUGACAAACCCGGGAGCCAUUUCGCAUAAUGAAGUGCUGGAACUCUACAAGAGGCAUGUGGAUUCCGAGUACACCUACGAGAACUUUUCUGUUGAGGAGCAAAAUAAAAUUCUUCUUUCAAAACGCAGCAAUAACUUGUUGGACACAAGCCGUCUGCAACAAAUGUUUCCACAAGUGGAUGAUAUUCACACCGCCGUUGAGAAGGUUUGUGUGGAGAUUGCAAAAAACUUCCCUCGUGGAAUUGUGAGGCGACGGAUGGAGACAACGGAAAAUGACUUGUGA